Molecule: messenger RNA, 2106 nt
Organism: Peronospora farinosa
Lineage: Eukaryota; Oomycota; Peronosporomycetes; Peronosporales; Peronosporaceae
Source: the annotation of a GenBank genome assembly
AUGCAUCAUCAAGUGUUCGAGUGCGAGUCGUGUCGUGUCUGGACGGGGGCAUCGGGGACGCCUUUGGAUACCAUUGAAACUGUAGAACAGCAUGAGAUGGAGACAAUUCCUUUUAGUCUUGAACUUUGGCUGAAAACCGAGCCAAAACAGGCGUCUGUAGCGGUUCAGAGCGCGGUAGCGGCACAAGGUCUUUAUUUGGUUAAAAGUCGUGCAUUAAAUACCCAUUUCCAGGCAAAGUACAGCAUUUUGCUACCACUUGAAACAUUGUUCUCCUUUUCUAUGUACAGUCCGUCGCCGUUUGUGUCGAUCGUUGUGGUGGUACUGAAUAUCAAUGAGAAACAACAACAAGGAUAUUUCUUUGGUCGAGUACGGCAAGUUGUGUUGGGAUCAGCGUCAGGUGGAAAACUGCAGCUAUUCGGUGAGCAAGAUAAUGCCGUCUUUUAUGAGACGGACGUGGCGGUGAAGUUGUUGGCUGUGCUGCAUGCUGCAUUUCCUAGAGUUGAGCUGUCAAGCUCGGCAAAGAAAUGUCUGAGUAAAGAAAGAGUGGGGUAUCGUCUAGCUGGAAAUAAGCUCGGUGAAAUGAUGAAGCGAAGAAAAACGCUCUCGGCUGAUGCAUUUUACGGGCCAAAGGCUGUGAAACCGACAGUAGCAGGUUCUUUGGAUGGCCAUGUGUCGGAUAAUCGCUGGCAAACAUUUUACGAGAAACUGCAAUUUCGAGUUUCGCAUUCGAUAACAUGCCAGCUUGAGGGCACAGCACCGAUUUCGUUGACGUUCCCUCGACAGAAGGAAACGUUUGAGUUUGUAGAUCAACUUGUAGCUUUUCGACGACGCAUAAAAUUUACCCGUGGUGUAUCAUCGAAUACUGGAUAUGGUGAUAGCGACUAUGUACCCCGUGUGUUCUGUUUUGAGAAUGCGCGAAAUGGCAAACGGCGUUUUCUUGUGGCAAGUUUUGCCGCAUUCUGGAAAAAUUACACGCAAACCCGCGCUGACCAACGCCACGUUUAUGAGAUCAUCCGUGAGGGCGUGCCUUGCCGCCUCUACUUGGAUUUGGAAUUCAAGCGUGCCAUCAACUCCCACGUGGACGGCGAUGCGCUUGUGGCUAGGCUUCUAUCGCUUUUCCAACUGCAGUUUUAUCGCAGAUAUGGUAUUCGCGUACAUCACCGAGAUAUAUACCAACUCGAGUCGUCCACUCCCGCUAAAUUUAGUCGUCAUGUCAUCUUUCACCUCCCCGGCGGCGAUCUUUUCGCGAGCAACCUUCACGCAGGAGCUUUUGUGCGUGAGCUGAUAAACGAUCUCGUGGCCCUCAUUGAUGAAGACUCCAAGGAGGAACGCCCUGACCAACUAUAUUCCCCAUUUCUCGUCAACACUGAGUCUGAAAAUGACUCUGUAGGCAAGAAACAACUGUUCAUUGACACUGGCGUGUAUACUCGAAAUCGCAUGUUUCGCGUGCUGGGCUCGUCGAAAUUCAAGAGGCAGGCGGUCUUAUGCAUGCUUAAUGCGUCGUCAUCUUCGCUUACCGAGCUGGAUCAAGAAUCAUUUCUUAACACCCUGGUGUGUCCAUAUCCAGUUAUUGAAGCCGUGAUAGAUAGUCAACAGACAAAACCAUUCCGUCUUCUCAGAUGUGAGGCAUCUCCUGCAGUCAUAGGACGCAGUCGACGCUUUCAUUCCUCAAGUGCUAAAAGUCUCGCCGCUUCGUCAGUUGAGUGUCGAAGUUCUGUCUACCCUGUGUUAGACGCCUUCAUUCUCUCCAAAGCUACCAAGGGUGGGGUUCAAGGUAAAAUCCGUGCCAUUCAAAUGCUACUGACCAAGAGCUCGGAUAUGCUGGCGAUUCUCCCUGGCGAUGGAUCCGAUCACGAGCCGCCGGGCGCUAACACGUUGAGUCGCCCGUGGAUGAUUAUUUAUCAUAUGGCACACAAUCGUUGGUGUGCAAAUAUUCGACGGCCGCACAAGAGCAACAACGUCAUGUUCAUAGUAGACAUUGAUCAGCGUGUGUUUUAUCAAAAAUGUCAUGACCCGGUGUGCCAAUCGAUGGACUUCAGGUCACCACCACAACCACUUCCAUUGCACAUUGACUUCAGCGCGGAGGCAAUGGGAGGCUCAAUUUGA